Molecule: messenger RNA, 1123 nt
Organism: Dipodomys spectabilis (banner-tailed kangaroo rat)
Lineage: Eukaryota; Metazoa; Chordata; Mammalia; Rodentia; Heteromyidae
Product: homeobox protein PKNOX1-like
Exons: 4
Biological process (GO): regulation of transcription by RNA polymerase II; angiogenesis
Molecular function (GO): RNA polymerase II cis-regulatory region sequence-specific DNA binding; DNA-binding transcription factor activity, RNA polymerase II-specific
Source: RefSeq, a predicted model, not a curated record
AUGUUCAAGCUCCAGUUACAGCUGAACCAAGAUCUCAGCAUUCUACACCAAGAUGACAGCUCGUCCAAGAACAAGAGGGGCGUCCUGCCAAAGCAUGCCACCAACGUGAUGCGGUCCUGGCUCUUCCAGCACAUUGGGCAUCCUUACCCAACAGAAGAUGAGAAAAAGCAGAUUGCUGCUCAGACAAAUCUGACACUACUCCAAGUGAACAACUGGUUCAUCAAUGCUAGAAGACGAAUUCUCCAGCCAAUGCUGGAUUCCAGUUGCUCAGAGACCCCGAAAACAAAGAAAAAAACGGCUCAGAACAGGCCGGUUCAGAGGUUUUGGCCUGACUCAAUCGCUUCCGGCGUGCCGCAGCCGCCUCCAAGUGAGCUCGCCAUGUCAGAAGGUACCGUCGUGACCAUCACCACGCCUGUGAACAUGAACGUGGACAGCCUGCAGUCCCUGUCCUCGGACGGGGCCACCCUGGCCGUGCAGCAGGUCAUGAUGGCGGGGCAGAGUGAGGAUGAGUCCGUGGACAGCGCGGAAGAUGAGGGGGAUGCGCUGGCCCCCACGCACAUGGGCGGCCUGGUGCUAGAGAACAGCGACUCCCUGCAGUAGGGCCGGCCGAGCCGGUGCCGCCAGCACCCGCCGCGCCCGCGGCGCACCCGACUUCUUACUGUUUGCACAGCAAACAUUUUACAGUUUUAUUCUAAUAUGUUUUAUAUGUAGAUAUAGGAGCGUGCACUUUUGUAUUUCAUAGUAGGGUUAACAAGCGGCCUUGCCGCUGCCGCGACUUCUUCAAACGUGCGUGUGUGGGUUUUUAAGGAACUUCUUCAAAGGUUUACUGCUAGAACCGUGAAUGAUGCCCCUGCCCCCCAUUUUGAAUCCCUGACUAGAUUAAGGAGUUGUGCUGCCAUUUUCUAAAAAAAUUAUGCAGUCGUAAUUGAGUUCUGUGGUUUGCAGCAGACCUCGGGGGCCGCCCAUGUGCGUGGCCACGGGUGGAAGAGCCGGGCUGGCCGCGCUGGGUUCCCCGGCGUGCACGGUACUGGCCCGCGAGCCCGUUCAUUUACUAUGUAGAAAAAGAAACUCCUAUUUUUACCUUGCUGGAAUUAUUGGAUAAAAAGCUAUUUUUAUAAAUUCA